Dothidotthia symphoricarpi CBS 119687 is the source of this 1235-nucleotide messenger RNA. RefSeq names its product formyltetrahydrofolate deformylase hydrolase. Bases 209 to 1057 code for a protein of 282 amino acids. Lineage: Eukaryota; Fungi; Ascomycota; Dothideomycetes; Pleosporales; Dothidotthiaceae. Gene Ontology annotation, biological process: 'de novo' IMP biosynthetic process. The transcript has a single exon. Gene Ontology annotation, molecular function: formyltetrahydrofolate deformylase activity. The record is from RefSeq and is a predicted model, not a curated record.
ACGAUCGAUUCAGACAUCAACACGCUCCAUAUCGGCCCGACAGCAGUUCAAAGCAUCAUCAGAAGCUUUCCGAAACCGGGGUAACGCAUUUCCCAAAUUUUCAACACCACAGUCAUCGAUCACCAGACGCUUGAUAUCGACGUCCAGGCCUCAUUUCCAACAACUCGGAUCAGCUGAAGGACUCUCGAAAUCUUCAAAAUCUGCAAAAAUGUCCGGCAAUGACCAUUUCCUCACGCUGUCUUGCCCAGACAAGGCUGGCAUUGUGUACGCCGUCACGGGUCUCCUCGCGAAACAAGACCUCACAGUCCUGGACUUGCAACAAUUCUCGGACCCAGCAUCGAAAAUGUUCUUCAUGCGCGUCCAUUUUGGCCACUCUCCCGAUGUCUCUACACUCCAGGACUCGCUAUCCAAACUCGCCCAGGAAAUGAGCAUGACAUACGACAUCCGACGUGUGGACGCAAAGCCCAAAGUACUGAUCAUGGUCUCAAAAAUCGGCCACUGCCUCAACGACCUGCUCUUCCGCGUGAAGUCUGGUCAGUUGAAGAUCGACAUCCCGGUGAUCGUAUCCAAUCACCCGGAGUUUGCAGAUCUCGCCAAAUCAUACGGCAUUGAAUUCCACCAUCUGCCAGUAACAAAGGACACCAAAACGCAGCAGGAGACGCAGAUUCUCGAUCUCAUCAAGCAGCACAACAUCGACCUCGUCGUGCUCGCGCGAUACAUGCAGGUCCUGUCCCCGCGCCUGUGCACGGAGAUGUCGGGCAAGAUUAUCAAUAUCCACCACUCUUUCUUGCCGUCGUUCAAGGGCGCGAAGCCGUAUCACCAGGCGUAUGAGCGUGGUGUCAAGAUUAUCGGUGCGACGGCGCAUUUUGUCACGGCGGACUUGGACGAGGGCCCGAUUAUCGAGCAGCGUGUUGCGCGUGUCGACCAUGCGCUCAGCCCGAAGGAGUUGGUCGAGGAGGGGAGCAACGUGGAGAGCCAGGUGCUUGCUGCGGCGGUCAAGUGGUGGAGCGAGAAGAGGGUGUUCUUGAACGGCGCGAAGACUGUUGUGUUCAACUAGAUGGGUUGGUGUUUCUAUAUACAAUGAAUGGGAAAAUCUCGAUGAUUGAAACGGUGCUCAAGUAUGUUUGAUGGUCUUAGGGAGUAAUGGUGUGCAAUAUCAUUUACCGGUAUUUGACGAAUUUUCACUCAAUUCGAAAUUGCUAUCUACGGUACCUACAGACUCACAAACAUGUCGA